Molecule: messenger RNA, 3579 nt
Organism: Fomitiporia mediterranea MF3/22
Lineage: Eukaryota; Fungi; Basidiomycota; Agaricomycetes; Hymenochaetales; Hymenochaetaceae
Product: aminophospholipid-transporting P-type ATPase
Exons: 28
Coding region: 1-3579 (1192 amino acids)
Biological process (GO): intracellular sodium ion homeostasis; sodium ion export across plasma membrane; proton transmembrane transport
Cellular component (GO): membrane
Molecular function (GO): ATP hydrolysis activity; ATP binding; P-type sodium:potassium-exchanging transporter activity
Source: RefSeq, a predicted model, not a curated record
AUGACUACCUCCGACUCUAUAUCGGAUUCUGGGAAAGUUUCCGAUUCUCCCGACAUCUCUGUCAUACCGCUCGAUGAUAGAGGGACUCGCCCGCGCUCCGUUGGCUUCUCCAGCGUUCAUCCAGCUGUGCAGGGUCAUGCCAACCGCGCCGGAGGGGUCGACCCGAAGCACAAUCUCACCGCCUCAGAGAAGCCUCCCUCCAUUGUGGGUAAGACGGCGCAAAAGUCCAAGAGCCAUUCAAAGGGCUCUAAAGCGCGAAAUGAGGACUUCGAGGCGGCCGUUAUCUUCGAGCACAAACUCACGUUUGACGCUGUCGCUACAGAGCUCCAGACUUCUCUAGACGCGAAAGAGCCGGCCAAGUCCUUCGGGCUCACCGAGGACGAGGCGGGAAAGCGUCUUCUGAGAGAUGGAAAGAAUGUGCUGACUCCUCAAAAGAGAAAAAGCGCCUUGCGCAAGUACCUGGAAUGUCUUUUCACGAUGUUCAAUAUCCUACUCAUUAUUUCUGGUAUCCUGGUGUACGUGCUUCUCGGAAUCGACUUCAAGGACAACAUACAGAACACCUAUCUCGGUGGCAUUUUGAUCGGAGUGGCGUUUCUCAACGCAUUCAUAUGGUUCUAUCAGCUCCAGAAGAGUGCAGCCAUCCUUGACUCCUUCCUUGCCAUGAUACCUCCUACGUGUCGCGUCAUGCGUGAAGGUAGUCUUCGUACCAUCCCAGCGAGUGAAUUAGUCAAGGGAGAUAUUGUUCUUAUCCGUUUGGGAGACAAAACACCCGCAGAUCUUUAUCUUUUCUCUUCAACGGAGCUGCUAGUCGACAAUAGCAGUCUCACGGGUGAGUCAGAACCUCAGGAACGUCGAGCAAAUCAAAAUGGUUCGACUGCUCUUGCGGUCGAUGCGGAGAACCUCGUGUUCAACUCAACGCUUAUCGUUAGCGGCGAAGGGUGGGGUGUUGUGGUUCACACUGGAGACAACACGAUGAUUGGACAAAUUGCGGCACUAACUGGUGGUGAGAGCUCCAUGAAGAGUCCUCUUGAUGGGAAUGUGCUAAUCUUGGGAAACAGUGGACACUUCGUCAUUUUCAUGUCAAGCGUCGCCGUGACAUUCGCCGUUGUCUUCUUCGUUGUUGGAUUGACUUCGGUGUAUAAGGGACAGGUCUCCGCGACAGUAGUCUUUGCUGUCUCCGUCCUCACUGCCUUUAUCCCUCAAGGCUUGCCUUCUGUCGUCACGCUCUUACUCUCAAUCGCCGCUAAACGUAUGGCUAAUCAAAAUGUUCUAGUAAAGGACCUACAAGGUGUAGAGACCCUAGUAGGGUCACUUACGCUGUUGGCUACCGACAAAACUGGAACAUUGACACGUAACCAAAUGACGGUCACCAACAUAUGGAGCGGAGAGAUACUGUACAGCGCUCAUCACUCCAAAGAUGAUGAUCCAGACACGACCCCCUUCGACAUUGAGGAGCACCACUUGCAGAAACUUGUUGACGCAGCUACUGCAAAUUCCUUCAUUAAGUUUGAUCAUCUUGAUGUUCCAAUGUCUCAGCGGAUGAUCCUUGGUGAUGCGACUGAGACUGGACUCGCACGUUUCGUCGGCAAGUGUGUAUCAGAUUAUGAUGCUCAUAAACAGAAAUAUAAACGGGUGUUCGAAAUCCCCUUCGACUCUGCCAAUAAAUGGGCACUUGUCAUCGUUAACAAACCUCAUGAAGAUGGACAAUUCACAACAUAUAUUAAAGGCGCCCCGGAACGAGUGUUUGAAAAGUGUUCUACGUACUUGAAGGAUGGAAAGCUCGAGCCGAUUUCAGAUGAGUUUAAACGCGCCUAUGAAAGAGCUUAUGACUAUAUGGCCUCAAGAGGACACCGGGUUCUGGCCUUCGCCCAGUCUCUUCUCCCCGGGGAACGCUUUCCGGUAGACUACGCAUUUUCAAAGGCCGAUUAUCCGUCUAUGGGCUAUUGCUUCAUUGGUCUUACCUCACUGGAAGACCCUCCGAAGCGUGGUGUUCGCGAAGCAAUUGGCAAACUCCGCUUGGCCGGCAUUAAGGUCAUGAUGGUUACAGGUGACCAUCCAAAGACUGCUGAGGCUAUUGCGCGCAAAAUCAAUCUGAUUAUCGAAGACACAAGAGAGUCACUCAGCGCCAAGACUGGAAGACAUGUCGAGGAUAUCUAUGAGGACGAAGUUCAAGCGGUCAUUGUACAUGGUGACGAUAUCGACAAACUACAGGAUUGGCAAUGGGACAAUAUUCUCAACAAACAGGAAAUCGUCUUUGCGCGUACUUCCCCUCAACACAAACUUGAAAUUGUCAAGCAUGCACAGGCCCUCGGUCACAUUGUCGGCGUCACUGGAGACGGUGUCAACGACUCUCCAGCAUUGAAGAAAGCUGAUCUGGGUAUAGCAAUGAAUAUUUCCGGCUCUGAUGUGUCAAAGGAAGCAGCUAAUAUGAUUCUUAUGGACGACAAUUUCGCGUCUACUGUCGUGGGAGUUCGCGAAGGACGUCACAUAUUCGCGAACUUAAAACGUUCCAUACAGUAUACGCUUUCUCACCUAAUGCCAGAAAUUAUACCGCAGCUUCUUUACGUUGUUAUCCCGAUCCCUAUUCCUCUGUCCGCAAUGUUGAUUUUACUUAUUGAUUUGGGCUAUGAGAUAUUUGCCGGACUUUCUUUUGCGUGGGACCCGCCAGAAACAGUAGACGGAGUUAUGCGAAUGCCACCUCGGAAACCCGUCACUGAGCGGUCUAUACGGCGUAUCAAGAAGCGUGCUCUUCAGCAGGCAAUGAGGCUCCGUCGUGACGCUGAGACUCAGGAAGUCCUUCAAUCUGGGAGGUUGGCUAAGAUCGCGGAAAAGGCGAAAAUUGCAUUUACCGCUGAGUUUUGGGAAAGUCUUUUCGGACGGACUGAUGACGAGACGCUUGUAAAUUGGAAAGUUUUGAGCUAUUCGUACCUUGAAGUUGGAAUUAUCGAGUCAAUUGGAUCAACGACUGCUUAUUUUGUUGUGUUCUUGAGAAGCGGUUUCACGCCCAAAGACCUACAGAGAGCCCAGGAAGCGUCCGGAAAUGGUAUAACCUACUUUAAAGAUGAUUCACCUGACUUUAUCAAUCAUGCGGGUCGAGCUAUCCCUGCGUCCGAACAAGUUAUUGCUCUCGCAAAAGCUCAAUCCAUUCUCUACCUGUCGAUUUUCAUGAUGCAAUGCUUCAAUAUCUUCGCUGUCAAGGCCAAAUUCAAAUUCCCCUUCGGCAAGCGAGUUGUCAGCAACCCUUACAACUUUGCGGGUAUUCUCGGUGGAGCUUGCGUCGCGAUGUUCGUUGUGUACACUCCACCGUUGCACGUCGUAUUUGGUGGAACAUAUCAUUUGUCUCCGCUAUAUUGGCUUAUUCCGAUUGGGUUUGGAACAUUGAUUCUUGCAUGGGCUUCUUUACGUGUCGUAUUAAUGCGCAAGGCGCUCGAGAGAUCAAAGGUGAAGGAUAUCAAGGGCUUGAUUAUGUGUAAGUCUUUGUCGCUGGAUCGUCUGACUCGUUAUAUUUAUGUGAUGCUAAUGGUUUUUUCGUUAGUCCCGACAAUGACAACGAUGAGCGUGCGUUCUCGAAACAAAUGA